AUGAGCGUCGAAGAAUUCCGCAAGGGCUUUGGGGAAGAUUGGCAGCUCAGUCAAUUCUGGUACUCUGCAGAAUUUGCUGCAAGACUCGCACAUCUCAUGGCUCCUAUCGUGUCUCGCAGCGAUGUUCUGGUAUUCAUCUCUUCCCCGACGGCAUACGUUGGCUUUCAGCACGCAUACAAUCGCAAGCAGACGUACCUGCUCGAAUACGAUCGGAGGUUCGAGCUGAUCGAUGCGGAAGAAUUCGUCCACUACGACCUCGAAGAGCCCUUGAGAGUGCCCGAGCAUCUCAAGGGAAGGGUCGACUUCGCCGUCGUUGAUCCACCAUUCCUGAACGAGGUCACCUCUCGAAAGGUGGCAGAGACGGUCAAGGAGCUAUUGGCUCCAAAGGGACGCGUGCUAUUGCUCACUGGUCGGAGUAUAGCAGAUGCGGCGUGCGGCAUCUACAAAGAGGUGGCGGAUGUGGAACUCAAAGAGACAGCUUUGAAGGUGGAACACGCGGGAGGAUUGGCAAACGCGUUCGGGGCAUGGGCCAGCUGGCCAGACGCGGAGAAGUUUGGAAGUGAAGGCACGUGA
Messenger RNA from Ceraceosorus guamensis, 573 nucleotides. RefSeq lists its product as hypothetical. Gene Ontology annotation, molecular function: protein-lysine N-methyltransferase activity. The coding region runs from base 1 to 573 and encodes 190 amino acids. The transcript is spliced from 3 exons. Lineage: Eukaryota; Fungi; Basidiomycota; Exobasidiomycetes; Ceraceosorales; Ceraceosoraceae. The record is from RefSeq and is a predicted model, not a curated record.